This is a messenger RNA of Spizellomyces punctatus DAOM BR117, 3802 nucleotides long. RefSeq lists its product as uncharacterized. Lineage: Eukaryota; Fungi; Chytridiomycota; Chytridiomycetes; Spizellomycetales; Spizellomycetaceae. The record is from RefSeq and is a predicted model, not a curated record. Bases 1 to 3684 code for a protein of 1227 amino acids. Gene Ontology annotation, biological process: actin cytoskeleton organization. Gene Ontology annotation, molecular function: small GTPase binding; actin binding. The transcript is spliced from 13 exons.
AUGGGCGGCGGCAAGGGCCAGAUAAAGCUCGCCGCCCCGCAGGAAGACCCCCCGAGCCAGAACGCGGCGGGUAUGAAGCGCGACUUGAAUAAGAGCGGCUCGCAAGCGGAGCUCAAACGGCAAACCUCCACAACUAUCCGCUCGAGCCAUUUGCGUCAGGUUUCGACAGAUAAUCUUACUAUUGAGCGAACGUCCAGUCCUAUAUCAGUGCCGAUGGGUCGUGCAUCGGAGGGAGGGGACGUGUCCGCAUCGGCGGCUUUGGGCUUUUCUGCCCCGACCACCACAUCACCUUCUGAUCUUCCUACACCUCCAAUUGAAGAAAUCGAAACCAUGCUGGAGCUCCUAAUGGAAGAUUUGAACUUGACCGAGGACAAAAAGCAGGUCCUCCGCUUAUUGCCUAAUGAUCGAAAAUGGAUCAUGCUGCAACAACACCUGGGAGAACGAUAUCGAGAUGGCGCGGCGCGUGAUAUGCAGCAAGACCAAGAGCUGCAACGGUUACGAAACAAUCCUGAUAAGCAGCUAUUGACAGAUCUCGUUGUUUCCUUGCGUUCUCGGCCAAUUAGAUGGAUUAGUAACUUCAUUGAGAAUGGUGGACUCAAUAUUCUUCUGGAGAAUCUCGGAGCACUAGGCCGACAAAACAGACAUGAUGAAUUUGAAGAGCUGUAUAUCAAGUGCCUGAAAUCUUUGAUGAACAACAAGAUUGGUUUGUCGGCUGUUCUUGACAGCGAAGGUGCCCUCAACAUCAUAGCGCUUUCUUUACAAUCGCCGUCCCCAAAAACGAAAGCAUUGGUUUUGGAAAUUUUGGGUGCAGUCUGUCUGAUACCCGGUGGCCACCAAUGUGUUCUGGAAGGCAUGGACAACUUGUGUACGCAGGCGAAGACCCGUUUUCGGUUUGAAGCUGUUGUCUAUACCCUUUGGCAAAGCUGUCAAGGCAUGACUGCCCAUGAUAAGGAUUUGCAGGUUGCUAGCAUGUCCUUUAUAAAUGCUGUUAUUUGCGGAGGGGCCGGAUACAACUUGGAUUUCCGAAUGCACAUGCGCUAUGAGUUCAUACAGUUGGGCCUGAAUCGCUUGAUUGACAGCAUAGGGUCACUGGAAAACGAGUUGCUUCAGACGCAAAUCGAUGUCUGGGUUGCGGGACUCGAGGCUGAUGAGGAGGAGGUCUUCAUGAAAAUGGAUGUGGAGGGGCAAUUGGACUGGGAUAAUGCAGAAGAAGUAGCCAUAGCACUGUCGGAAACGAUGAAAUUCUCAACGUGCUACGCGCCGUAUAUGUCUGUUCUGAAGCACCGAUUCUGGAUGAAAUUUAUGUUUAUCAUCGACAAAGUCGUUCAACAGAUUGUGCUCCAGCGCGAUUCUGAAGACCCCGACCCUGCUGCCAUGCUUGCGGAUCUUGAUGUUCGGGCGAUGGUUGCAGAAUUGCUGGACACUGACAAGAUCCGUGAACAGGAGGAUAAGUAUAGGAAGCAAAUUGAAAAAAGCAAACGGUUGGAAAAAGAGCUGGAAACUCUGAAGGCAGAAACUGGACAUAAGGAUGGUCAAGGCAAAUCGGCAGAAGGAAAGGACGAAGAUGCAAAACAGGCAACCCUGCAGCUUGCUGCAGCCAAGAAGGAAAUUGCUGAGUUGGAAAACUUGUUGAAGCAGCGAAUAUCAAACUUGGAUGGAGGUCCGGAAUUCAUUGCCCGAAUAGAGAAAGCUCUCGGCCCGAAAAACUGGGAUGCGGGAAUGCCUCCCGCAACUACCGCAAUGGCAACUGGUGGUGCUCCACCACCCCCGCCACCACCACCCGGCAUGGGUGGUCCACCACCGCCUCCUCCACCCCCUGGUAUUGGAGGUGGGCCUCCACCACCUCCACCACCACCAGGAGGUCCACCACCGCCCCCGCCUCCACCCGGCAUGGGAGGUCCACCUCCACCUCCGCCUCCGCCCGGCAUGGGGGGCCCCCCACCACCACCUCCACCUCCUGGAAUGGGUGGUCCACCCCCACCCCCACCACCGCCGGGAGGUGGCCCGAGACCGCCGGGCCCUCCUCCACCACCAGGAGGAGCAUUUGGCUUUGCACCUGUACCAACCGGUCCACCUGCCAAGCCGACAAAUCUGUCCUCCAAGCCUCUCAAAUCUUUUAAUUGGACCAAGAUGCCAAAUACAAAAGUCAAGGAGACCGUAUGGAGCGACCUUGAUGAUGCAGGUGUCCACAAAAAACUCAAAGAUGACGUAUAUAAGGAGUUUGAAGAUCUUUUUGCCGCAAAAGAAAGCAAACUUGGCAAGUCUGAUAAGGAGGCUGGGAUGGCUGGAAGUCAUGAAAGUGUGGCAGCUAAGGAAAUCUCGUUCUUGGAUGGAAAGCGCUCUCAGGGUUGCAAUAUCGUGCUAAAGGCCAUUAAACUUGAUGCCCAAACUAUCAAGCGAGCCAUAAACACAGUCGAUACCAAAACCCUGAACCGCGACGCUCUCAAUGAGCUGAUGAAGUUCAUUCCGCAAGAUGAAGAACUGCGCAUGAUGCAAGAGUAUGCGGACCAGAAAGACAGCCUAGCGAGCGCGGAAAGAUUUUUGUACGAGGUCUCGGAGAUUACGUUGUAUGAGUCAAAGCUCAAAGCCUUGCACUUCAAGACGAGCUUCUCGGAGCUGCAAGAUGAUGCCGAGGCGCUGAUUGCCUGGUUGACGUCUGCCAGUGAGGAAGUGGUUAGCAGCAAGAAGUUCAAGGAAUUGUUGCAAAUCAUCUUAGCUCUGGGUAAUUACAUGAAUACUGGACAGCGUGGCGGUGCGUAUGGAUUCAAACUGAACAGUAUCCUUAAGAUGGGUGAUACUCGAUCCGGUGUCCAGGGACGUAAGCACACAUUGCUUCACUAUCUAACAGAGCUAUUGGAGAAGAAGUUCCCGGAUGUUGUUGGAUUCCAGGAGGACCUGGCCCAUGUUGAACUAGGAGCAAAAGUCACGAUCCCACAGAUCCGCCAAACGCUCAUGACCCUCCGCCAAAACAUACAGCAGUUGAAGCAGCUCCUAGAAGCCAUGGAUAAAGAUGAGCAGAAGGACAAACGCUUGUCUAGCGGUUCUGAACUGUCCAACUCUUCCAGCAGCAAAUUCCGAGAGGUCAUGGGUCAGUUCUACGAAGAAGCCGAUAAGGCGUAUGUAAGCUUGGAUGAGCGUUUCAAAGUUACGGAAAAAAAGUAUGAGAGCGCGGUAACGCUCUACGGCGAGGAUCCAAAAACCAUUACCCCCGAAGAGUUCUUCGGAAUCUUUUGGCAGUUCUGCCAAGGAUUUACUCAGGCGAAAUUGGACAACGAAAUGGCCAUACAGAAGGCGAUUGAAGAGGAGAAGAAGGAGAAAGAGAAGAGGGAUCGAGAAGAUCGACGCCGAAAGAAACGUGAAGCCGUCCCCGGGUCCAAAGAAGGCACCAAAGCGGGCGGGGAACAUCAAGAUCAAGGCGGUUUGGAUGACCUUAUAUCAGCGAUACGAACAGGGAAAGCAUUCGGGUCCAAUGAUGCCGGGCCCGGCGGCCGGCAGCGCCGAGGGCGGGACUCGCUCCCUCCUCCUGAACAAGGCAACAAAGGACCUGGUAAAGGCGGUGGGGAGGGAACCUUGGUGUUUAUGGACGAGAAGGAUAAGAGCAAGAAGCCAGACCCCGCGGCCCCGAGACGAAGGGAGAAUCUGUCAGGAACAGUAAGAGGGAUGAAGGGCGUUCCCACAUCAUAAUUGUUUCUUCUACAUUUCGUUUAAGAUUUAUAGUGUCAUUCGUAAUGCUUUUGGCCAUAGUGAGGCAACAUGAUGCCGUACUUGAUUUUGCUGCUACCCUUGCUGCAACAACCACAGU